Messenger RNA from Tinamus guttatus (white-throated tinamou), 862 nucleotides. NCBI's taxonomy places the organism in Eukaryota, Metazoa, Chordata, Aves, Tinamiformes, Tinamidae. The record is from RefSeq and is a predicted model, not a curated record.
AUGGCCAGGCCAAUUGUUUUGGUAUUUGGAGAGAAAAAUACUCAUUUGAUGCCAGAAAAGAAGAGAGAGUGCAGAUUUUUGGAACUUACCAAAAGGCUGGAAAUGAUUCUUUGCCAGGUGGCUAAAGAAUUUGUACUGGGCAGAAGCUCCACCAAGUCCUUUUUUCUGGGUGGGGAUAUUGCUUUUCCAGUUGGAUUUGCUUGAGGUGCAGCUACAACGGUGUAUCAAAUUGAAAGAGGCUGGAAUGCAGAUGGAAAAGGCCUUAAUGUCUGGGACACAUUCACCCAUCAGGGAGGAGAUCGAGUUUUCAAGAACCAGACUGGUGAUGUAGCUUGUGGCAGCUACACUCUGUGGGAGGAAGGUUUGAAAUGUAUCAAACAGCUUGGAUUGACUCAUUAUCGCUUUUCUCUUUCCUGGUCACGUCUGUUACCUGAUGGGACGACAGGUUUCAUCAACCAGAAAGGAAUUAGUUACUACAAAUUCAUUAAUGACCUUCUGGCAAAUUGUGUCCUGUCUAUGGUCACACUGUAUGAGUUUGACUUACCUCAGCCCUUAAAAAAUGAAAAAGCAACUAAAAGGUACCUGUCCUUAGACUGGUUUAUAAGAACAAUAUUUAUGGAUAGUGAGUAUCCAGGUAUCAUGAAGUUCCAUAUUUCUGCAAUAAUUUCUAAUCAAAGUUACUUAUCAUUAAGGCUUCCAGAAUUUAUUAAAGAAGAAAGAAAAAUGAGCAUGAGCACUGAUAUGUAUAAUAACCCUAUAAUUUACAUCACUGAAAAUGGGUUUUCCCAAAGUGACCCUGCUCUACUUGAUGACUGUCAAUGAUGGCAGUAUUUGAGGCUGAUUUUACAGGAAAUUUUAAAAG